Zonotrichia leucophrys gambelii is the source of this 1295-nucleotide messenger RNA. RefSeq names its product oleoyl-ACP hydrolase (gene OLAH). Lineage: Eukaryota; Metazoa; Chordata; Aves; Passeriformes; Passerellidae. The coding region runs from base 244 to 999 and encodes 251 amino acids. Gene Ontology annotation, biological process: lipid biosynthetic process. The record is from RefSeq and is a predicted model, not a curated record. The transcript has 8 exons.
CAAGUGCCGGUCUGCGCCUGCGAGAGGGUAACUUUGGACGGCCAGGAGUUGGACUUCAGUGAUCCUUAGAACUCAGUACCUGUGACAUGGGGAGAAAGAGUGCCUGGGGCUGCACUGGAGGCAGGGGCUCUUCUUCACAGCUGCUGUCCCUCAUGGGCUAUGCCCUUAACUCCUGUGGUGUCCUUAGCUGAACUGAGACCAGAUGCAAGCCCUGGCUGACCCAGGGGACUCCUCACCCAGGAAAUGGAAAAGCUGGUUGCUUGUGUACAAAAAAAGCCAGAUGCUGUUUGUAGACUGAUUUGCUUUCCAUGGGCUGGAAGUGGAACUUCUCAACUUGCUCAGUGGGGGAGACUGUUCAACGACUCAGUUGAAGUGUUCUGUAUAAGGCUUCCUGGAAGAGAAACUCGUCUUGAAGAGCCUUUUGCAAAAGACAUGACAAGUGUAGUUAAUGAAAUUACAAGUGUUUUGUUAAAAGAAUUGAAAGAAAAACCAUUUGCAUUUUUUGGUCACAGUUUUGGAACUUACAUGAGUUUUGCUGUUGCACUUCAUCUGAAAAAAAAGUACGGACUGGAGCCAGUCCAUCUUUUCAUGUCAGCAGCACACUCCCCAAAUUCUGCAGCAUAUCUUGCUGUCAAAAGCAUAGUCCUACCUGAUGGACCCAAUGACCUUCUUGCAAUUAUGGAGAUUCUAGGAGGAAAUUUUGAGCUUCCACAUGAUGAAGACCUUUGGAGGGAUACGGCGCUUACUUUCAAAGAAGAUGCCAAACUUUUUCAGACGUGUUCAUUUGAGAAGACAGAAAUGAAUAUCCCCUUCUCCUGUGAUAUUACCUACUUUUGUGGAUCUGAUGAUAAAAUAUAUGAUGCAAAAGGUUGGCAAGAACUAACGAGUGGAGAUACUUCCUUUUAUGAGCUUCCUGGAGAUCACCUUUAUCUGCUGAAACCCUCUAAUGAAAGCUUCUUGAUAAAACACAUGACAAGAAGCAUAGAAAAUGGUCUAUGAGUAUUUCUCACAAUUUUAAUAGCAGAAUGUGUAAGGUUAGUCCACGGGAAUUUGUAAUAAAUCACUUCUUUCUCUACAUUGCAGCUAUGCCUCAAAGUUGUUCUGUUCCCCUGUAAUCUUUUAUAAGGGGGUGUUUCCCUGAUGUUUUGAAAACAAACAUAGGCUUUGGGUCUUAAAACAGGUUUCAUCUUUUCCUUCUUCUCUUACAUGUGUACAAACUCUUCACUUUAUUCCAUAACCCUGUUUGCAAAAAAAUUAUGUCUAUGUUAUUUUACUGUUAGAGCUUCUGUUUGUCU